This is a messenger RNA of Lindgomyces ingoldianus, 1265 nucleotides long. Its product is annotated as DUF1183-domain-containing protein. The transcript has a single exon. Gene Ontology annotation, cellular component: endoplasmic reticulum membrane. NCBI's taxonomy places the organism in Eukaryota, Fungi, Ascomycota, Dothideomycetes, Pleosporales, Lindgomycetaceae. Bases 107 to 1048 code for a protein of 313 amino acids. Gene Ontology annotation, biological process: regulation of store-operated calcium entry. The record is from RefSeq and is a predicted model, not a curated record.
CACGACCUCGCAGUCACCACCGUGUCCUUUGCCCAGUCCUCGCCACUUAUGGGCCUAUAAGUGCACCAUCUAACUUCAUUCAACUAUUUCCUAUUCACUCUCCACCAUGCAUUAUCUCACGUUCCUCUACCCAGUCCUGCUGGCCUCCUCCGCCUUCUUCAGUGGCGGAGAAGCUCUCCGAUCAGGACAGAAAAUUAAGCUUUCAAACGUGCAGAGCCUCACGUUACGGAAGGGCCUAGAGACAUCCCAUCGGCGCGUCCCUGCACUUCCCCAGUUGAAAUGCAUUGGCGGGUCCGCGAAAGGCCUCUACGAAGUCGAUGUAAUGCGCUGCAAGAACUCGGGAUAUGACUACAACGAAGAGGAUAUCCAGUGGACAUGCACCGCCUCUCUUCCCGAGGAAUUCAAACUCGGCUCUACCGAUGUGAUUUGUGAAGGAUACGAUUCCCCCAACGAUCCGUAUAUUCUGAAAGGUAGCUGUGGUGUGGAGUACAGAUUGGUGCUCACGAGCAAGGGAGAAGAGAAGUACGGGAAGAAACGGCCAUGGCAUGGAGACGAUGGUGGACAUUACUCAAACACACUAGGAGAGAAGGUUGCAGCUGCGAUAUUCUGGCUACUCUUCAUUGGCGUGGCAGUCUGGAUUGCAUACUCUGCAUUCUGCACCGGGACACGAGGAAACGAGGUCGUUGGAGGAGCCAACCAUCGACCGGGUUGGGGCGGAGGUGGUGGUGGAGGGGGAGGAUACGGAGGUCCUCAGGAUCCCCCUCCCCCAUACGAUUGGCGACCCUCUCCCAAGCCGAGCCCGAGUUAUGGCGCAACGGACGGCUGGAGACCGGGCUUCUGGUCCGGAGCAUUGGGCGGCGCUGCUGCAGGUUACGCUGCCGGACGGUCAGGAAACCGGGAUAGCCAGAAUCGGGGAAGUGGCGGUGGUGGCAGCAGCUGGUGGAACAAUGGCGAAGGGAACUCGAGAUCUGGAUCAUCAGGGUCUUCUGGCUCUAAUUCUUCAGCUAGGUAUGAGAGCACUGGCUUUGGAUCUACCUCACGUAGAUAGAUCAUCGAGUUCAGGUCAAAGUAUAGGUCAAAUUUGAUACCGAUACCGCCUUUUGUAGCUUUUGAUCGCCUGGCUGUCACAGAGUUGUUUCUACUUCUCUUCUCAUCCGUCAUUGCAAGAGGUCUGAGGCAAAUUUCGAUAAAAGCUUUACUCGUACGCUGAGUAUGCACGCCUGUCGAAAAGGAUCCUUCUAUCACCGAAAAUGAUAAAGGUAGCU